GAGAGGAAGCUCAAAAGAGGUGAAAAAGAGAAGGAACCAGUUGAGUGACAGAUAAACUGCAAAAAGACUUUUAGACAACAGAACAACCACGACACACAGAACAACCCAAAUACCAAGACACUGCAGAGAGACAAAGACUCCUUGACAGAAAGCUUCCGAACUGAGGAUGCUGGAGAACAUCACAGGCGACGUGCAGAAUGACACCUUCUCCUGCUACCACCCCUCGGUGGAGGCCUACCGCUACUUCGGCGUGCUGUGGGGUUCGGUUGUGACCAUAGUUGGGACGGUGGGGAACAUGCUGACCAUUCUGGCCUUCGCCACGGACACCCGGCUGCGGACACGUUUCAACGUGCUGAUUGUGAACCUGGCCCUGGCGGACCUGCUGUACUGCACCCUGCUGCAGCCCGUCUCUGUCGACUCCUACCUACACCUCCGCUGGAGGGGCGGCCCUCUCUGGUGCAGCGUCUUCGGCCUCCUCCUUUUCCUCUCCAACUCUGUCUCUAUCAUCACCCUGUGUCUGAUCGCAGCCAGCAGGUACCUGCUGGUAACGAGGCGGGAUGUGUUUGAGCGGGUGUUUGCUGGGCGAGGUCUGGCCAUCCUCCUGCCCUCCACCUGGGCCCUGGGCCUGGCCAGCUUCGGCCCGCUCUGGCCCGUUUACGUAUUCGCCCCGCAGGUGUGCACCUGCAGCUUCCACCGCACCAGGGGGCGCCCUUACACCACCGUGCUACUCUUCUUCUACUUCUUCAUCGGCCUGGGCUGCGUGGGGCUUUUCUACCUGCUCAUCUACAGGCGAGUCAGGGUGGCGGCACAGGCGCUGGUCCGCUACCGGUUUAGCCGACGCUCGUCACGAAAGAAGCCGAACUCAUCAGAACAAGGGACGGAGGGGGAUAGUGGAGUCGGGAGCGGGGUGGCCACCACCCAGAGCUGUGAAUUGAGCAGCCAGGGGGAACUGGGUGGCGAGGUGAAGGUGCACCCUGGGAAAGCCCAGUCCUCCCACUCCACCUUGGGCUCUGCUUUUACUUCGCAUUCAGCUCACCUAGCAGGGGGACAGGACCUCCCCCCUGCCCUUAACCCUGUGCCCCACUCGGCCACUCCUGCCCCCACCUGCUCCACCACCACCACCUCUUCAGGGGACAAUGUUGAGUUUAGACGUGUGACCCGGAUGUGUUUCACUGUCUUCCUGUGUUUUGUGGGCUGUUUUGUCCCGUUCCUGCUGCUGAACAUUGCUGAUAAGCAGAACCGCGCCCCCCAGGUGCUCCACAUGUUCUGUGCCAAUCUCACCUGGCUCAACAGCUGUAUUAACCCUGUGCUCUACGCUGUAAUGAACCGCCAGUUUGGACAGGCCUACCGGGCCCUUCUGGUAAGGGCCGCCACACCCUUUACACACCUCUGGACACGGUGACCUUUACAUUUUGGUUGUUUAGCAGAUGCAAUUAUUCAGACUGACUUUAGUCAGUGCAUUCAAUAAAGGUACAUAAGGCAACCACACAUUGGUAAUUAUCACUGGCAUUGGUAUGGAAGGAGCUACUUCCUCCUUUAUAACUUCCUCUCCUUCUUCCUGAAUAUCACAUUUAGUCACCGAGCAAGGGAAAAAUCAGCCAUUCUGUGAUUUUUGGAAAGGGCUAAUUUAUUUUGGGCUAAGAUUAUGCUUGCUUUUCUUUCAGUUACAAACAGAUUGUAACAACAAGAUUGUGAAUGAUGAGAGAAAGUUAGAGGGACAAAGAUCAUACACCCCCAAAAUCUCUCCCAUUAUUGGUAAAUGGUGAGAGGUUAGUAUGUUUUGUUGUAGCCUCUAACUUUCUCACUCAUCAUUAUUCAUGAUUGAUUCAUGAUUUUUCCUAAUCAUGGCAACAUCAGGAUUGAAUUAGAAAUGUUCAGAAACAUCUUUAAAAAAUUACUCCAUUCAUCAUUAAGUUCCUAUUGGGCAAAACAUAACCCAAAACAAACUGCAAAUGCAUCCAAAGAGUUUGUAGAGUCACAAGCUUGAUGUAGUCAUUGUGUGCUAAGAAUAUGGGACCAAAUACAAAAUUAACAACUUUGGUACAUUAUAAGUGAUAUUUGUCCAAAUAUUCAUGAGAUCUUCAAAUGGGUGGACUAGAUCUAUAAAGUGCUUUAAUUUCUAAACAGUAAUUCAGAUAUGUAUGAAAAUAAAUACCCUCAAAUAAA
This is a messenger RNA of Coregonus clupeaformis (lake whitefish), 2166 nucleotides long. RefSeq names its product G-protein coupled receptor 84. The coding region runs from base 167 to 1402 and encodes 411 amino acids. Gene Ontology annotation, cellular component: membrane. The record is from RefSeq and is a predicted model, not a curated record. Gene Ontology annotation, molecular function: urotensin II receptor activity. Gene Ontology annotation, biological process: neuropeptide signaling pathway. The transcript has 2 exons. Lineage: Eukaryota; Metazoa; Chordata; Actinopteri; Salmoniformes; Salmonidae.